AUGUCUUGCAUCGGGGGUUGUCACACGAUUUUCAGCCACUGGGGUGGAGGGUGGACCAAAACCUUUGCGCGAGCCUGGCGCCAGCAUGCCUCGAGCUCGUUCACCGGGGUCAGCUGGAAUUCCAAAAACAAGAAGUUCCAAGCGACGGUUUCCUUCCAAGGGAUAUCAUAUUAUGCUGGCUGCUUCAACUUUGAGGUCGCUUACGAUAAUUUGCUGAGGCAGUUGUGCCCAAAAGGUGCUCGACUCAAGAAGUCGCUGAACUUUCCGUCGUUGUCAGAAGCCAAUUUCGAGGAGUCUUUGCAGGAUGCGCGGGCCCGUGCUCUCGCAGGUGCUGCUACAUCUGCAAAAGAGGAGGAGUCUUUCAUUCGUCUUCAUGAUCGCUUCUCGGCAACACCUCUAGCUCUGACACACGAAAUAAUCCGUGUCUCUGGCUCCUCCAGGGUCGAUGCUCUGUUGCAGCGCAAGGGUUGUGAUGAAGGCCUUCCUCUCCAGCUCAAGGCUGCCAGCAUGUCGGGCAAUUUGAGGAGGUCUUACUACUUCUCACGAGCCAGCGGCUAUUGCGGAAUGCUUCUUCUCUUGAUUUCCCUAGACCGUGAUAUCAUGUGGGCGAUUCCAGGGUCCGUGGUCGCCAAGCCAACCAUCACGAUUCGGCUUGAUUCGGAAGCGGACGAGGCAUAUCGCGUGAUCGACCUGGGUUCAACACUGGAGCAACAUUUUUUGGACCAAGAAGCGAUUGCACAUAUUUCACUCAAGCAUGCUCGGCUUUGGUGCAGUCAAAGUCACCGGGUGGAAGAAUAUGCGCAUCUACAGAUGGCAGAUCUAUUCGCCCGUGUUGGCUUUCAACUCGAGAAGGCCCACACCUUGACCGCAGUCGAUUCUGUACUUGUUGCGGAGGGCUGCCGGUGGCUCGUUCAAGAGAAGGCAUCGUCUCGGCAAAAGCCUCGCGGCGACUUCUGUGUGUCGCUUCGAAAGGGGAAGUCGUAUCAAGCAUAUUCCGACUCCGAUUUCGAUCUUUUGCUUGCCGCGGUCUUGGAAGACAACAAAUUGCUUGGCGUGUUCCUCAUUCCAGUUCAAGUUCUGCACAAGCAUGGGCUGGUUGGUGGCAAGCCCAGAAAACUAUUGCUGUGGCCGCCAUGGAAGUUGCCCGUGCUGGAAGCACGCAGGGUCAAGACAGCAUGGCAGCUGGAGUGUUUCGUUGACCUGCGGGGCUGGAGUCAAUCGGAAGCGGUCCUCGAGAAAGCAAGUAAUCGACUAGUCCAGCUGCUGCGAUUUGUCCAAACAUCACCAGCUUCUGAAUCGACAAAACUGUCCUCACUUGUGGCUUGGCAGCUUCUCCCUGGAGACACGUAUACAUGCACAAAGACGCAUCAUGCUCUGUCUCGGUCACGUCCAGAAGUUUGA
Symbiodinium sp. CCMP2592 is the source of this 1401-nucleotide messenger RNA. Lineage: Eukaryota; Dinophyceae; Suessiales; Symbiodiniaceae. The record is from the annotation of a GenBank genome assembly.